This is a messenger RNA of Amaranthus tricolor (Joseph's coat), 1122 nucleotides long. Its product is annotated as pollen allergen Che a 1-like. The record is from RefSeq and is a predicted model, not a curated record. Bases 66 to 593 code for a protein of 175 amino acids. Lineage: Eukaryota; Viridiplantae; Streptophyta; Magnoliopsida; Caryophyllales; Amaranthaceae. The transcript is spliced from 2 exons.
CAUUUAAUCACAUUUAAAUUUCAUAGAAAUAUCAAGUUAAAUUGAUCCAUAGAAAUUUUACAAAUAUGGUGAAGAGUGAAGGUGUUUUUCUUCUGGUUGCGGCUCUCUGCGUCCUGUCGUUGGCAGGCGUAGCUGACGCCCUCCACUACAACCACUUCCAAGUCCAGGGCACGGUGUACUGUGACACUUGCCGCAUACAGUUCAUUUCUCGUGUUAGUACCAUGAUGGAAGGAGCAACUGUGAGAUUGGAGUGCAGGAACCUGACUUCAGGUGUCGAAACCUUCAAAUCCGAAGCUGUAACCGACAAGGUAGGGAUGUACAACAUCAAGGUCGAUGGUGACUACGAGGAAGAUAUCUGUGAAAUCGUUUUGGUUAAAAGUCCAGACAAAGAAUGCAGCGAAAUCUCUACAGACGUUUAUGCCAAACAAUCCGCUAAGCUCAGCUUAACAUCCAACAAUGGCGAAGCUACUGACAUUCGCAACGCUAACCCUCUUGGAUUCAUGAAGAAGACUCCUCUUCAAGAGUGCCCUGAAGUUCUCAAGGAGUUGGAUAUCAUUGAUGCUCAAGGUCAACCACAACUUGGCCCUAAUUGAAGUGUGAAAUAAUUUAUGUUUAUUUUUUUUAUUUUAAGUUAUUUAGAGGUAAAGUUUUAUUUCUAUUAAGAAUUUGAAACUAGCCUUGUAUCAAUGAGAAUUUAUGUAUUGUGUUUGGGAGUCUAAGAGCAUGUGCUAGUCAUAUAUGUAUGUUGUUUUUUCUUUGGUUGUUGCUUAUUUUGGAGGAAUCUUAAUGUAAACCUUGGUGUUCUCUAUGUGUAUUUCCUUCUCUUAAUCAUUUUAUUCCACAUAUAUGUAUGGGUUGUAAAAAUACUUUUGUAUAUUUAACAUUUAAGAAAUAAAAGGCACAAGUAUUAUUUGUCUAUAGAGAAUCAUAUUGAAAUAUACAAUUAUUUAGUUAUAUUGUACUCCCAUGGUUUUUGCAGCAGGAAUGAAUUGUGAAUUUUUUGAUUUCAACACCAUCUAUAUGCUUGAAAUUUAACUGUUUACUGGAGAUACCUACAACCUAAGGGAAGUAGAGGUAGACCAAUAAAGAAGAGGAAGAAGAAGUGAGUGUAACGGCUAGUAG